GCAAAUGCCUCAGCAGCUAUGCUUGAAUUUGCCAAGAUUUUCGCAGCUGUUCCAGAUUCCAGUAAUCAAGUUUCCCCUGUAAUCCCUAAUAAGUGAUGCCGAUGCUGCAAUUCCUGUUCUUCCAUCAUACGCUGCGUCAACAUUAACCCUUACUCAAUCUUUAGGCGGCGCUUUCCAGGUUCAUAUUAUCUUCGGUAGCAGCAAUGCUCUCUGGAUCUCUUGCCACAACAAGGAAGAUAUCAACUUGGCCUCCGUUCUCUCAGAGAAUAAAGCAAACAGAAAAUGAGAUUGUCCAGAUGUUUCGUUUGCCUAAUUCCCGAGAAGAAAAGCUUAGCUUUCCCAUGGAAGGAAGAUGUGAUUCGAGGAAUGGCCAUAACGCUCGCAUAUUGGAUGAGAGAUUCAUUAGGAUUUUGAAAAUAUUUAAAUGGGGACCUGACGCAGAAAAGGCAUUGGAAGUGCUGAAAAUGAAGGUCAAUGCUCGCCUGGUUCGUGAGGUUCUGAAGGUUGAUGUUGAGGUAAAUGUUAAGAUUCAGUUCUUUAAGUGGGCUGGGAAGAGAAGGAACUUUGAACAUGAUUCAACCACUUACAUGGCUUUGAUACGCUGCUUGGAUGAACACGGAUUCACUGGUGAACUGUGGAAGACUAUACAAGACAUGAUUAAAAGUUCAUGUCCAAUUGGUCCUGCUGAAUUGUCUGAAAUAGUGAAGAUCUUGGGCAAGGCUAAGAUGGUCAACAAGGCUUUAUCUGUGUUUUAUCAUGUUAAGGGUCGCAAGUGCAGACCUACAGCAAGCACUUACAACUCCGUUAUCUUGAUGUUGAUGCAAGAGGGGCAUCACGAGAAAGUGCAUGAGCUGUAUAAUGAAAUGUGCAGUGAGGGUCACUGCUUCCCUGAUACUGUUACAUAUAACGCACUUAUAUCAGCAUUUGCAAAGCUAAAUCGUGGUGACUCUGCUGUUAGAUUAUUUGAUGAAAUGAAGGAGAAUGGCUUGCAACCAACUGAAAAAAUUUAUACAACUUUGAUGGGGAUAUACUUUAAGUCAGGUAAGGUUGAUGAAGCUUUGGGCCUGGUCCUGGAGAUGAGAACACAACGUUGUUCCCCAACUGUUUUUACUUAUACAGAACUCAUAAGAGGAUUGGGGAAAUCUGGGAGGGUUGAUGAUGCAUACAGCGUAUACAAGAAUAUGCUGAAAGAUAGUUGUAGACCUGAUGUUGUUUUGAUGAAUAAUUUGAUUAACAUCCUGGGCAGAUCAAAUCGCUUAAAGGAUGCUAUUAAACUUUUUGAGGACAUGAAAUUGCUGGACUGCACCCCAAAUGUUGUGACAUAUAAUACCAUUAUUAAAUCAUUAUUUGAUGCCAGGGCUCCACCCUCCGAGGCUUCUUUGUGGCUUGAGAGGAUGAAAAAAGAUGGAGUAGUCCCAAGUUCAUUUACCUAUUCAAUUCUCAUCGAUGGUUUCUGCAAAACAAAUCAACUGGAGAAGGCUUUGUUGCUUCUUGAGGAGAUGGAUGAAAAAGGGUUCCCACCCUGUCCUGCUGCCUACUGCAGCCUGAUCAAUAGCCUUGGAAAAGCAAAACGCUAUGAGGCUGCAAAUGAACUGUUCCAGGAAUUGAAAGAGAACUGCGGACGUUCAAGUGCUCGUGUCUAUGCUGUGAUGAUUAAACAUUUCGGAAAAUGUGGUCGACUCAACGAAGCUAUCAAUCUCUUUAACGAGAUGAAAAAACUCGGAUGCGCUCCAGAUGUUUAUGCUUAUAAUGCUCUCAUGUCUGGGAUGGUGAGAGUAGACAUGAUGGAUGAAGCUCUUUCCCUCUUUAGGGCCAUGGAAGAACAUGGUUGCACCCCGGAUGUAAAUUCGCAUAAUAUAAUCCUAAAUGGCUUAGCUAGAACAGGUGGACCGAAGCGCGCAAUGGAAAUGCUUAACAAAAUGAAGGCUUCUGCUACUAAUAAGCCAGAUGCAGUUUCUUACAACACCGUUCUUGGUUGUCUCAGCAGAGCAGGUCAGUUUGAAGAAGCUGCAAAACUUAUGAAAGAAAUGAGUUCACUUGGAUUUCAGUAUGACCUUAUCACUUACUCAUCAAUACUUGAGGCAGUUGGUAAGGUUGAUGAAGAUUCUAAUAUACUAGACUCUUGAAAUCAACCUGCUAUAACAUUUGUUGUAAUUUAUUAUAUAUAUAUAUACACACCUUGCAUAAGAGAAAAUGUCUUGCAGCUUUAGCUUAGACUUACCUCCUUUAUUCAAUGUUUUAAGUUUUCUUGCUUCGGUAAAUAUCUUGCUCCUCCUCUUUCUUAACCCGUAGUCUGUGAUGUUUAAAACCAUUUGAUAAAUUAAUUUGAUUCAAUUGAA
Arachis stenosperma is the source of this 2339-nucleotide messenger RNA. RefSeq names its product pentatricopeptide repeat-containing protein At3g16010. The coding region runs from base 204 to 2126 and encodes 640 amino acids. The record is from RefSeq and is a predicted model, not a curated record. Gene Ontology annotation, molecular function: protein binding. The transcript has 3 exons. Lineage: Eukaryota; Viridiplantae; Streptophyta; Magnoliopsida; Fabales; Fabaceae.